Molecule: messenger RNA, 552 nt
Organism: Menidia menidia (Atlantic silverside)
Lineage: Eukaryota; Metazoa; Chordata; Actinopteri; Atheriniformes; Atherinopsidae
Source: the annotation of a GenBank genome assembly
AUGCACACCAGACCAGACCAGCAGCAGGUCCAGGGACUCCAGCAGGAUCCAGAUCAGAGCAAACUGGUCUUCCGGCUGGAAGGGGACCGCUGGACAGACUUCCCCAAGGAGCUGCAGUGGACCACCUACCUCCAGGAGUGGCACGUCAGGGGCACCCGCAUCCGCCGGCUGCCCGACUUCCUGCCUCUGUUCACCCAGCUCACCGUGCUGGAGAUCCCCAAAAACACCCUGUCCGAGCUGCCGCCGGAGAUCGGUGAGCUCCCGGGUCCCCCCCGGGUCCCACCCCGGGUCCACCCCCUCCCCCGGCCAACCAAAAUGGUCCCCCCAGAGCUGGAAGACUGCGAGAACCUGGAGAGGCUGGAGCUGACAGGGAACCACAACCUGUCCGAGCUGCCCUUCGAGCUCAGCGGCCUGAAAAAGCUGGCUCACCUGGACAUUGCGGAGAACAGGUUUGCGUCCAUCCCCAUCUGCGCGCUGAGGAUGACCAGCCUGCAGCUGCUGGACCUGAGCAGCAACCGGCUGAGCGACCUCCCCCAGGACAUGGACAGGUAG